Molecule: messenger RNA, 4191 nt
Organism: Aspergillus vadensis CBS 113365
Lineage: Eukaryota; Fungi; Ascomycota; Eurotiomycetes; Eurotiales; Aspergillaceae
Exons: 3
Coding region: 1-4191 (1396 amino acids)
Source: RefSeq, a predicted model, not a curated record
AUGCUCGUCGAACGGUUGAUACAUACCGACUGGCCCGUCUGGGCCUGCAAGCCUCCUCCACACCUGGUUGGACCAGAGGUUGUUGCAAAGAAUAGAAAUCGGUCUGCGCUUCAGCCCUCUGGCUCCUUCUCAAUCGCUCGUCCGUGUUGGCACAAUCUAAUCUCACUCCUGCUUUUCCAGCCCUCAGCCUUCAGCCAUGGCUCCGUGUUCGGUUGGCCCUGCAUCCUUCCCUGGCGAUCGUCGGGCAAUGCUGGCGACGAGCCGCCGUCUGGUCCUUAUUCUUACAGCGGCUGGCCGACACCUCUUACCUCCAGCAACCAGCCGUCUCCUAGUCGUCGAGAGCAUGCUGUACAGCCCCCUCCUCUGACAACGUCGUUGGGUGGUCAUCAAUUCCAAGGGCUUGGACUCGCGCUGGGAUCGGGCUACAGUUCCACCCCUCUUUCGUCGACUUCACUGUCUAGUCCUUUCACGCAAGGCCAGUCUCCCGCCGUAGGCUCGCCUGGAGGGGCGGCAAUCGGAUCGUCACCAAUGGCUUCUAGACAAUACAAUGUGCCUUACAAUCCUCAGGAUUGGGGCCCAGUGGGAAGUGGUUCGAUGAAUGCUGGCCAAGCUACAUAUACACCACCGAAUAACAUGCUGCGGAUCGUCUCUCAGCCACGGUCAACAGGACCACACUCAGAUGUAUCUUUGUCGCCGCCUCCACCACCAUACUCUCCACCAAGCCAGCAACAUCAGAGAGAAAAUGUCAGUCAGAAUACAUCCUCAAGGGGCUCUACAUCACCCAGUAUGAGCUCCUCAUAUAAUGGGGCGGUGCGUGCAGGUGGGGAUGCUCCCUCAGAGUAUCGACAGCGCCGCCUUCCCCGUACUCGCCCUCUGUCGAUGUUCGUGGGAAGUGAGUCGAGCCACAAUCGACGUGUCUCGCUACCACCACCUCCGCCGCUGCCACCAGGCCUUUCAUCUAGGUCUUCAUCCCAGAAUAGGUCAGAGACCUAUCGAGAACCCGCACCAGUUAUGGCAGGGCCAGGGCCGCACAUUGUGGUCUCGCCUGAUAAUCUCCACUCGACACAAUUGAGCGACGAUAGCAACAUGCUUGAGCCCACUCAACCCUUUGAUACGGAUCGGCCUCCAGCUGCGAGAAGGGCCGUAUCUGCUGGACCGGCCGUCAACAGUGCGAGUUCAUCACGAGCUCAUAGUCAGUCUGGAGCCCGAUCCCCUCCAGGAAGUAGUUGGGAACCGGGAAUGCCCCUUCCUCCACCCCCACCAGGACCGCCACCAGCCACAAGGUCACAGAGUGUGAAUGGUCUCUCUGACUCGUCGUCAUCCCGGAACUCGCAAGGCCCUGCUAGGAGUGGCAGGGCACGGCCGCCUCCAGUUUUAGGCACAGGUUUAGACAGCAUUCCGCCAACACCAGCUGGAUGGGUCGAUGAAACAAUCGAUGUUAAACCCAGAGCAGACAGACAACCACUAACUAUUGACACGGCAACUACAACCAAUAUGAGCGGCCCGGAAUCUCUCGAGUCGUCUCGCGCAAGUCAUAAUCCCAAUAGUGGUGGUCUGUUUCGCAGCCCAGCUAUCAAAGACCCAAAUGCUAAAGGCAUCCGCGAAAGGAGGAUUGAACGCCGGAACAGGCAAAGCCAGGUGCUUGACAGCCUCAGUGCUGUCUCCAUGAGCAGCAACCCCUGGGCUGAAGCUCUCGAACAAUUGAAACCCUCCAACUUAGUCUUGGGAGAAUCGAGCGUGGAUACGGACAACGGCAGAAACCCGGCCUCGGCCAAAGCCGCACCUCUCAGCACUCGCAGUAUAUCUUCUGAUGGACCGCAGAUUACAUCACGAUCUAGAGCAUCUUCUGGGGGUCUGUUUUCGAACCGGUCUUGUUCCACCCCCAAGCCUGAGCCGAGUCCUCAAGUGCCGACCUCAACCUCGCGGUUUGCGCAAACGCCGCCGUUUUCACCGGGCACAGAAAGGUCGUCUGCAUUCCCCAAACGUACUUCGCCAGCACUACCACCCAAAGCCCUGCCAACGCCACCUCUGCAAUCCGGGUCAGAAACCACACCGUCUCGGCCUGGCUCCAAGGAAGAACGACCGGUCUCACAUAUACUACACCUUCCUAACGAGCCCGUGACUACAGUCUCACCCCUAGCCCCACGUCGCGUGUCGGCCCAGCAGAAUCCCUCUCUCGACUCUGUCGUUAACCGCGAUGACGAAUUUGUCCGGAACGCUAUACAGAGACAUCGGGAAUUCAUCGAGAAGGAGGCCGGCACAAUGGACGAGAAAGAGGCAUUGCGGUUGUUCGCCGACUUCAUCAUCUCUGAGUCCCAGAUCCGGCGUGAGAAGUAUGCAAAAGUAUGGGAUCUGGAUUUUUAUGAUGUUGACAGUGUACGCCUUAAAUUGUUUGUCUGCCCUCCCAAACCAGCGCCGGUGCCACAGAAUAGCCAAGUAGUACCAGGUCCAUCUUCGAGGUGGGCGUCUAAUCCUACGGCACCUAAGCUAAGUAUACCCCAGGUACGUCCUGAAUCGGCCUGGUGGAAUAAUUACCAACCAUGCCUCUCGCCAAUUGCAAGUCUUGGGUUGAGCAAUGACGAGAUGAGCUCGAGGGGACGGGCGCCUAGUCGAUGGUGGGAGUCUAAAACUGGAUCUAGCAGUGAAGGGGGAGAACGAAGAGUGCAAAGGUCAAAGAGGGAGACCAAAUAUAUGGGAUUAUCACGUGGGGCCCUGCUAUGGGAGGAAAGUCAAGGCUCGUCUGACACAGGGAAUGCCGGCGCGUCGAAUGGAGGAAACCAGUACGCUGCAUAUGGUCCUGAUGAAUACCCACCCGAAAAGGUAGGGUGGCACGAGGAGUCUGCCCCAGCAGACUACUCCAACAAUCUCCGCCUUGGAUCUACUAGGCGGCUUGAAGAAGUGCAGAGGAUGGAUGUCUCGAGACUAAUCACCUUACCGCCGCCGUAUCCCAGACACUAUCCCGCGGUCAACAACAGCCACCCCGACCUCGUGACUUAUCGGACGUUGGUGCGAUCAAUUACAGACUUGUCGGAGAUCAAGUCCACCAGGCAGCGGCACCAAACCGAGAUGGAUGGGCUGUUCCAGGAUCACCAGGCACGAAUUCAAGAAGGACGACGGCAAUUCAAGGCCAAUAUCCAGAGUCAAAUCCAACAAGGCAGUAUCACAUUCGCAGAAGCGGCGGAAGCAGAAGCCGCAUUAAUUGUGGAGGAAAACCAACUCGAAAGAGAUUUGAUCAAGGGCGGGCUGGAUAGAUACCAAGAAACAGUUUUUAAGCCAAUGCGAGCGAUUCUUGCAGACAGGGUUGACAGGGCUACUGCUUGCAUUGACGAGCUACGUGGCAGGCUGUUUGACGACGCGCGAUCCGAGACCCCAGAUCAAACCCAGGAAGAAGGUGAUGAGAAGCCAGAGCUCCUGGAGAAGCUCACACAACUCAAAUGGUUGUUUGAAGCGCGCGAGCAAUUGCACCGCGAGGUAUUCGAUCUGAUCAGCGAGCGCGACGAAAAGUACAGAGCGGUGGUCCUACUACCCUAUAAGCAAGCAUCCAACGAGGACAAAGUAUGCGAGACCAAUGAGUUCUUUGUCAAGGACGCCUUGGAUCGCCGAGUGGAGUACGAGGCCAAUGCCCUAGCACGUCUCGAAUCCUUUUUAGAUGUGAUCGAGGGCAAUGUAGCGCGAGGGGUGGAGAUACAGCUGUCGGCGUUCUGGGAUAUUGCACCGUCGCUGUCAGAGUUGGUGCAACAGAUCCCUGAGACGCUCCGUGGCUUUACUGUGCAGAUUCCGGCCAACGAAUACGACGAGAAUCCGAGUUACCGGGCACAUCCGCUGCAGUACCUAUAUACGCUCGUAUCUCACGCGGAAAAAUCCAGCUACCAAUACAUCGAGUCGCAGAUCAACCUUUUUUGCCUACUGCACGAGGUCAAGUCCGCUGUUAUGAGGGCCAGCUGCAACCUUAUGGAGGCAGAACGAAUCCGCUUGGGCGAGUCCGAGAGCAAGGUGCAGCAGGAAAUGCAGGAAACCCGUACGGAUGAAGAGCGCACCUUGACAAGCGAUCUGAAAGACAAGGUAGCUACCGUGGAGGGCCAGUGGGCGGAAGCCCUGGGAAGUGGGAUCCAGCGUCUACGCGAACGAGUGAAAGAGCAGCUAAUGGUUGAAGAUGGAUGGGAGGAUUUGGAGCAAUUGGAGCAGGCAUGA